UUUCAUCUGCGGUGGGUGGAAAGAGUGGCAAGUGCGCAUUUCUCGAUUAUAUUUUAAUUAUUUUUUAAAUAUUUCUUUUUAGUUAAUAAAUGAUUUUUAAAGAAAGUGACUACGAUUUUAGCAUCUCAGUGGUUAAAAAGAAAAUUAUUUCACCUUUUCAAUAAGAAAAAACUACGAUAAAUUUGUUUAUUGAAUGAAAAGAAAAAUAAAAUAAAUUCAGAAUUUUAUGAUUCGGUUCGAUUUUAUUUACAUAAAAGCGAUAUAAUGCAAAAAUUGUGAUUUAGAAAACAAAAAACAGUUUAGGUUUUGAAGUGCCGAAUUAAAAAAAGUUAUAUUUUAUUUUUGAAAUACCUACGAAAAAUAUAGGAACUAAAAUAUUGAGGAUUUAAUCUUCAUGAAAUCUGACCAAAUAUAAAAUCAGCAUAAAUCAAUCACAGCAAUGGCACUUGGUGAUACAAAAAAUGGCAACUUGCCUUCAAUGACUAAAGAUAUUCAACUUCCAACUGCUGUAGAAACAGCUCCACAAAAUAAUGAACAAAUCGAAAGAGGUUCAACAGAAAAAAUGGCACACAAAGUCAAUAAACAGAUUGAUGCAACAAUAUCGUUCCUCAGAGCUGGCCGUAGCGGUGAAUUAGGUAAAGUUAUUGAAUUUUUAGAAUCCGGGCAAGUGACAGACAUAAAUACCUGCAAUGCGAAUGGCCUAAAUGCACUUCACUUAGCAGCAAAAGAUGGCUACAUUGAUAUUGUAAGCGAGCUCUUAAGACGAGGAGCUAAUGUUGACAACGCAACAAAGAAAGGCAACACAGCUCUACAUAUAGCUUCUCUUGCUGGCCAAAAGGAAGUGAUUAAACUUUUGAUUCAAUUCAACGCAAAUGUUAACGUUCAGUCGCUUAAUGGAUUUACACCUCUCUAUAUGGCUGCACAAGAAAAUCAUGACGCUUGUGUCCGAUAUCUUUUGGCUAAAGGUGCCAAUCCGUCUCUAGCAACAGAGGAUGGAUUUACACCACUUGCUGUCGCCAUGCAACAGGGUCAUGACAAAGUUGUUGCUGUUUUAUUGGAGAGUGACUCGCGGAGCAAAGUUCGUCUUCCAGCACUUCAUAUUGCCGCCAAAAAGGACGAUGUAAAGGCAGCUUCGUUACUUCUUGAAAAUGACCAUAACCCCGAUAUUGUUUCAAAAAGCGGUUUUACUCCGCUUCACAUUGCCGCUCACUAUGGAAAUGUGGAUAUUGCAAAAUUAUUAAUUGAUCGCGGAGCUGACGUGAAUUACAUUGCCAAACACAAUAUUACACCAUUGCAUGUUGCCUGCAAAUGGGGUAAGAAGAAUAUUCUGAUAUUGCUUCUUUCAAAAAAUGCUCGUAUAGACGCUACAACUCGAGACGGCCUUACACCGCUACAUUGCGCAGCGAGAUCAGGUCACAAAGAUGUUAUUGAGCUACUGGUUGAAAAUGGCGCACCGAUUUUAUCAAAAACAAAAAAUGGUCUAGCACCCUUGCAUAUGGCUGCCCAAGGAGAACAUGAUGAAGCUGCUCGUAUUCUCCUAAUGCACAAAGCGCCCGUGGACGAGGUAACCGUAGACUAUUUGACGGCACUGCAUGUAUCCGCACAUUGCGGACAUGUCAAAGUUGCUAAACUCCUACUCGAUCAUAAUGCUGAUCCCAAUGCCCGAGCUCUUAAUGGGUUCACGCCGCUGCACAUUGCUUGCAAAAAGAAUCGCAUCAAAGUUGUUGAGCUUUUGUUGAAACACAAUGCCAGUAUAAGUGCGACGACUGAAAGCGGGUUAACACCGCUUCACGUUGCCAGCUUUAUGGGUUGCAUGAAUAUAGUUAUAUACCUCCUUCAACACGAUGCCAAUCCAGAUGCACCAACUGUCCGGGGAGAAACUCCACUUCAUUUAGCUGCUCGUGCCAACCAGACAGAUAUUAUUCGAAUUCUCUUGCGAAAUGGUGCAAAUGUAGAUGCCCAAGCUCGCGAAGGACAAACUCCCCUGCAUGUGUCUUCACGUCUGGGCAAUAUUGAUAUUAUAAUGCUUAUGCUCCAGCAUGGUGCCAAUUGCGAUUCUGUUACGAAAGAUGCAUAUACGCCUUUGCAUAUUGCCGCUAAAGAAGGACAGGAAGAGGUUGCAGCUCUACUUAUCGAUAACAAUGCAUCUCUUGAUGCAGUCACUAAGAAGAGUUUUUCACCACUCCACUUAGCAGCUAAAUAUGGAAAAGUUCAUAUAGUACAAUUAUUACUACAGAAGGGCGCUAACGUUGACUGUCAAGGGAAGAAUGGUGUUACACCACUACAUGUGGCCAGUCAUUACGAUCAUCAGGAGAUCGCUCUACUAUUACUCGAAAAAGGUGCAUUGCCUCAAGCAAGUGCCAAAAAUGGACACACUGCUCUUCACAUUGCAGCUCGAAAAAAUCAAAUGGAUAUCGCUACAAAUCUAUUGCAAUAUGGGGCCGAUCCAAACACCAAAAGCAAAUCUGGAUUUGCUCCACUGCAUUUAGCUGCUCAAGAGGGCCAUGUCGAUAUGGUUAAUCUUUUGCUCGAGCAUGGUGCCUCCGCAAACGUAUCGGCCAGAAAUGGUCUUACACCCAUGCAUCUGUGUGCUCAAGAAGAUAGAGCUAAAGUUGCUCAAAUUUUGCUCGAUAAUAAUGCACAUAUAUCAGAUAGAACCAAAGCUGGAUAUUCACCGCUGCACGUUGCUGCACAUUUCGGCCAAAUAACAAUGGUUAAAUUUUUACUCGAAAAUGAUGCAAACAUUGAAUUAAGUACAAAUGUAGGCUAUACACCGCUUCAUCAAGCCGCGCAACAGGGGCAUACAUUGGUUAUAAAUUUACUAUUGACGCAUAAGGCCAAUCCAAAUGCUCUCACAAAUCAUGGACAAACGGCCUUGAAUAUUGCAAAUAAACUUGGUUAUGUGACUGCUGUUGAAACAUUAAAAGUUGUUACUGAAAAAAGUAUUACAAAUACAGUUACUGGAGUUUUGGAAGAAAAAUACAAAGUUGUCGCUCCUGAGUCUAUGCACGAAGCUUUUAUGUCGGAUUCUGAAGACGAGGGCGGCGAGGAUCACUUAGAUCAACAUCAAUACAAAUACAUGGCCACAGACGAUCUUAAAACUAUUAUAAAUGAAAAUGAUCAACACAAUUAUGACACCACAGAUGAUGGCCAAAAUUACGGAAGUAAUCGUAAAGCUUUCACUGAAACUGCGAGUGCCAAAUAUGUCAAUCAAAAUAUGUCGCCAGCAUCCAACGUCUAUCAAAUUAAAUCUAUUGACAAUGUUACAAUUAUCAAACCACCAGUUCAUCUAGGUUUCCUAGUUUCAUUCCUGGUCGAUGCUCGUGGUGGAUCAAUGCGUGGUUGUCGUCAUAGUGGCGUUAGAGUUAUUGUACCACCAAAAUCAUGUGCCCAGCCAACAAGAAUCACAUGUCGGUAUGUAAAACCGCAGCGCGUAGCCAAUCCACCACCUCUUAUGGAAGGUGAAGCUUUAGUCAGUCGCGUCAUGGAGCUGUCACCAGUGGAAGCAAAAUUUUUAGGUUCUGUUAUAUUGGAGGUACCUCAUUUUGGCUCCUUACGUGACAAAGAACGAGAAAUUAUAAUACUUCGAUCCGACAACGGCGAAACCUGGCGUGAACACACACUAUAUGAUAGCGAGGAAGCCGUUCGCGACGUUCUCAAUGAGACAUUCGAAUCGAACGAACUCAGCCACUUGGAGGACCUACACACGUCGCGGAUUGUACGCAUUGUUACACGCAACUUCCCACAUUUCUUUGCGGUUGUGUCGCGCAUUCGGCAGGAAGUGCAUGCAAUCGGACCCGACGGUGGCACUGUGUCAUCAACGGCUGUGCCUCAAGUGCAGGCAAUAUUCCCGCCAAAUGCGCUCACAAAAAAAAUACGUGUCGGCCUGCAGGCUCAGCCAGUCGAUUUGAAUGGUUGCUGCAAAUUACUUGGUCAAGGUGUCGCUGUCUCGCCAGUAGUUACCGUUGAACCGCGUCGUCGAAAAUUCCACAAGGCAAUAACACUAAGUAUUCCUGCACCCAAAGCAUAUACCCAAGGAAUGGUGAAUCAAUACUCAGGCAACGCACCAACUUUGCGGUUACUUUGCUCCAUUACUGGCGGCCAAAAUCGGGCUGUUUGGGAAGAUGUAACUGGCUCGACUCCAUUAGCUUUUGUUAAGGAUAGUGUGUCAUUCACUACAACGGUGUCGGCACGUUUCUGGCUAAUGGACUGUAGAAAUGUAUCCGAAGCUAGCCGCAUGGCAACAGAACUCUACUCAUAUAUGGCACAAGUUCCAUUCAUGGUGAAGUUUGUUGUAUUCGCAAAGCGAAUAAGCAAUACGGAAGCAAAGUUGAGUGUUUUCUGCAUGACGGAUGACAAAGAAGACAAAACACUUGAACAUCAGGAAUUUUUCACUGAAGUAGCCAAAAGCCGUGAUGUGGAGAUACCUGAAGAUCAGGAUAUCUAUCUUGAAUUUUCUGGCAAUUUGUUACCAGUAUUGAAAUCAGGUGAACAGUUAAAUAUGAAGUUCCAUGCAUUCCGCGAAAAUCGACUUUCGUUCCUGGUUCGUGUCAAAGACCAGGAAGAUGCAUUUGGUCGUAUUAGUUUUAUGAGUGAGCCAAAAAUAAGCAAAGGCGAAGCACCACAAACUCCAAUUUGCACUUUGAAUGUUACCCUAACAGACCAUGAAAUUAUAACAGACAACCACAAUGGCUCACAAAAGAGCCUAGAUCACAGUCUAAAUUAUAGAGAUAUGCUUAAUCUUGGCUACCGUCAAGCUGACGAAAUUCACAAGGCCGAUAUUCGGUUGUCAGACAUAUGCAAUCUGCUUGAAGAUGAUUGGGUGAGUUUGGCAAGAGAACUACAAGUACCAGAAAACGACAUCGAACUUAUUAAAUCCGAAUACACUGGAAAACAAGCUUCUAAACAAGCUAUGGUUAUGCUGAGACUAUGGCUACGGCAAUCAGGUACCAAUGCAAACGGUAAUACUCUAGAACAAGCCCUUCACAAAAUUAAUCGCAGUGAUAUUGUCGAAAAGUGCAUUUUUAAUCUGGAACUAGUAACGGAUUAUAUGGAAAAAGCGGUUGCAAAAAUGCAGCUUGAUCAGUCAGGAUUUGAUUCUUUAAGUGAUGAUCUGUUAGGUACAGCGUCAUGUGAUACGUCUCUAGUUCAACGGGAUGAAAGGGCGGUUCAGAAAUUCAAAAUAAUCGAUAACGAGCAAAUGGCAGCUGCUUCGCCACUGCCUGCAUCCACAGAAUCACUUCAAAUCGAAGAGAAAUUCACAUUGGAUGCUACGCAAAAAUUCGAAGAGAAAUCCGAUACUGAUGCUGAGUGCAGCGAAAAACGACAUGAAAAUCAUAAUUCACAUCAAAUAGAAGGCAAAGCCGAAGAUUUGAAACCACCUGUAACCAAGUUACCAAAAAAUAUCACCCCAUCGAAAGUAGUAACCAUGAUCAGUCAACAGCAGCAAUUUGAUCCUCAUUAUCAUCAGAAACAAUACCAACAAAGUUGGGUUGAACCAUCAGAUAUAAACAAAGAAAGUUCUGAAUAUAAAAAUGAUGAUGCUAAUGAAACUCCAUAUGAUGGACCGGAUGCUGAUCUUGCAGCACAUAUUAAUCAACAACAAGAAGCAAAUAAUUUUGCUUCGGAAAUUCAUUUGCCUUCGACAUUAAUGAACGCUACAACUGUAGGAAAUAAUCAAAGUAAAGAUAUAAAUUUCAUGGAAAUGCCAAGUUCUAAUUUAGACGAUGAGAUAAUUUUGUCAACGUCAAAUGUUGACGAAAUGGAAUUCAACCCAUCAACUUAUCCUACUACGAUCAGUCCUUUGGCAGAUUCACAAACAACUGAUUUUAUGAACGAAACAUUGGAGUCAGUUGAAGGAUUCCACUUGACUACGAAUGAAGCAAAUGAAAUUUGUUUAACAAAAGAAAAUACAGCAAUUAUAUCGUCUCCUGAGAUUCAGGCUGAAUCAAGUUUACCAGAUUUAGAGAAAUCAUCAUCGGCUGGCGUUUCUGUUGCUGCUGGAACAGGAGUUGCCACUGCAAACAUAACACAAAAUAGUAUCACAUCAAUGAAAUCAAAAACCAGCAGCACCAAAUCACUGGAAAAUAAUAUUAAAACAGCUGGAUCUUCUUCUGAUUCCGAUAUAGCAUUACAUGAGACGGGUGUUGAGCUAAGCGAGGACGAAGAACAUUCAGAACCGGAAUUUUAUCAAGGCAUAGAACAAUCCACAGGAGUUAUUGUCGGAAAGAAUGAUGAUGAUUGGCGAGCAAUAGAGACAAAUUCAACGGUUGAUGAUAUCCAAUCACGUAAAGAUGAUUUAAAAGAAUAUUUGGAAAAUACAAUUUUAUCAACAGCAGCUGAACAAGUUGCGGAAUUGCAGCAACAACAACGAGAUUUAUAUAAUUUUGAAAUCACACACGACAAAGAAAUAAAAGAACCGCCAUUACCACCAUCACCACACGCGGCGGCAGCGAUUGCUUCUACCAAAGCAAUUUCAGAGAAUGUACAAGUUGAAGAUUCAAAAAUAGAAUACGGUGAAGACAUUGAAGUUGAUAACGAUGAAGCUUAUGAACCAUUAUCAACAUUAACAAAAGUUGGUUCUAACAAAUUAAACAACAACAGUAAGGCAGUUCAAAAUGAUAAACAUCACGAUCUACCAUCAAUUGUUAUUGAACCCGUUAAUAAUGCCACUGGUGAAUUUUUGAACCAGGAAAAACAUCAUUUUAAUAACUAGAUACAAACAAAAAAAUGGAAAAACAAACUUACAUUUUUUAUUUUCUAGCGAACUCAAAUCAAGAAAAACAAAGCAAAGAAUAAAACACAUCAUGUCAAGUUUUUCAUUUUAUUUUUUUUAAUAUAAUAUAAUAUAAUAUAAUAGCACUUUUAAUAAAAUAUUGCUUAUAUAUAUUUGCUGUUAAUACAAAAUAUUUAUUGACACAUUUAAAAAAUGUUAAUUUUAUUUCUUCGUUAAAAAUAAUGUUUCUUUGUUUCAAAAUCAUUUGAUCGAUGAAUUAAAAAAUCUAUACAAAACAAUAUAUAUGUAUAUGUAUAAAUAUAAUAUAUGUAUAUAUAUUUAUAUAUAUAUAUGUAUAUCAAUUCAAAUCAACAAAAUCUUUUUCAUAAAUAUAUAUACAUAUAUAUAUGUACCAUCCGUUGGUUAAGGUACAUCAUGAAUUAUAGCAUGUAACAUUAAAAUAUAUUGAUUGUAUGUAUUAGUCAGUUAAAUAAACUAUAACAAAAAAUUA
Messenger RNA from Eupeodes corollae, 7226 nucleotides. RefSeq names its product ankyrin-3. The coding region runs from base 440 to 6715 and encodes 2091 amino acids. The record is from RefSeq and is a predicted model, not a curated record. The transcript is spliced from 12 exons. Gene Ontology annotation, molecular function: protein binding. Gene Ontology annotation, biological process: signal transduction. NCBI's taxonomy places the organism in Eukaryota, Metazoa, Arthropoda, Insecta, Diptera, Syrphidae.